Molecule: messenger RNA, 2205 nt
Organism: Aspergillus niger
Lineage: Eukaryota; Fungi; Ascomycota; Eurotiomycetes; Eurotiales; Aspergillaceae
Exons: 2
Coding region: 1-2205 (734 amino acids)
Biological process (GO): DNA replication; DNA replication initiation
Cellular component (GO): nuclear origin of replication recognition complex; nucleus
Molecular function (GO): DNA replication origin binding; ATP hydrolysis activity
Source: RefSeq, a predicted model, not a curated record
AUGAAGGACCCGCGCGCCAGCAAGAGGAGAAGGGUGUCGGACGCACAAGUGGUUGACGAAGAUGGAGAUACUACCAUGGGCGAGGGCGCUCAAGACGCACCCACCUCGCCAGUAAUCGAACAGACGAAAGCCGCGUCUCCUGCAGCCGAAGAGCCAGAAACGCCCGCUACAUCGAGAUCAAAGCGGCGGCGAUCUUCGCCGGGCGCCGCUGUGAUUGAAAAGGAGAACGACGAGGUACAAGCUACAGAUACACCUACGAGGGGUGGAGUACGGUCGAGUGGGCGACAGCGCCGAGCGCCGCAGAGGUACGGAGACGAGGUCGUGAACACGCCAUCGGGCAGGAGAAACGCUUCUACACCAGGUGCGAACGGGUCAACGACGAGGAGCGCCCGCAGGGCUAAAUAUGUCUCGGAAACGGAGGGUGACGAGGAAGAGGAGGAAGCAGAAGUCGACGACGAUGACGACGAGGACGAACCGUCUCCGCAACCGAAAAGACGACCGGCACGGACGCGGUCGAAGAAGGCCACAGUUCGGUUCGAAACGGAUAAGGACGAUGCGUCCAAGAAACGGGAUGAGUCGCAGAUAUCUCCUACGCCGGAUGAUUAUCAGGAUGGGCUAGAAGAUCUCGUGUCGAUGCAGUUACAACAGGAUCUUGCCAGCAAUGACUUGACCAGCACUGAGCAAACCGUUCCCGCCAACGGGGAGCCGCUUCCAGACUAUGCUGCGAAACUCCAAGCGCUUGUGCAAGAAGGUCUGACAGAGGAGCUGCGGUUACUGACAGGAUAUGUUACGCAGAAGCUGAACGGCAAGAGACGGGUGCCACUGAAAGGGCUCGAGACUGAGUACCACAAGGUCAACCAUUUGAUCGAACAAACUGUUGCUGUCGGUGAAGGUAACUCAAUGCUACUUCUCGGAUCUCGCGGAAGCGGGAAAACUGCGAUCGUUGAGACGAUUAUCUCGACGUUGGGAAAGUCGUACAAGAAUGACUUCCACGUUGUCCGUCUUAAUGGCUUCCUUCAUACAGACGACCGAUUGGCGCUCCGCGAAAUGUGGCGUCAGCUUGGCCGUGAGACAAACACUGAAGACGAAGCUGGCAAAGUUAGCAGCUAUGCUGAUACCAUGGCUACACUCCUUGCUCUUCUGUCGCACCCAGAGGAGCUCUAUGGUCCGUCCAAUGAAUCAGGUACUGCGACCGCUGCAAAAUCCAUCGUCAUUGUUCUGGAUGAAUUCGAUUUGUUUGUUACACACCCUCGCCAAACACUGCUGUACAACUUGUUUGAUAUCGCGCAGGCGCGCAAGGCCCCAAUUGCAGUGAUUGGGCUUACUACCAAGGUGGAUGUGACGGAAAUGUUGGAGAAGCGAGUCAAAAGUCGCUUCAGCCACCGAUACGUCUACGUUCCACUACCACGAUCCCUGGAAACCUUUUCUGACAUUUGCUUCGCCGGACUUAACCUGGAAGACGAGGAAAUUUCGGAACUGCUUGAAUUGGCUGAUGCCAAAGAGCGAGCCGUCCUCCACUCUGACAGCUGGGGCCGCUUACUGGAAGGAUGGAGAGCUUAUCUGCAGGGCCUAUGGAUCGACGAGGCGUUCACAUCCCACCUACGAAGGAUAUACCAUCAAACUAAAUCCGUGAAGGAAUUCUUCACGAGCGCUUUGAUUGGACUGAGCGACCUCUAUCACAGCACCCACUUUCUUACUACUCCCGAAGGAACGUCUUCCCUGGAGAUCCCCACCGCUACCACCUUCACCAGUCACCUCCUAUCCUGCCCGGACCCUGCCCCUCUCCCAUUCUCCGCGUCGACCACCGCCUCCGCAAGUCCCUCAUCUCUCCCGCUUUCGCUUCUCCUAGCCGCAACCCGCUUAGCAGCCCUGUACGAACCAGGCCUCGAGACGACGCAGCUCCAGAGCGCUGCGCCACUAGCGCUCUCCUUCCCCGCAGCCUACGCAGAGUACGUGCGACUGCUAACGACCGCCAAGACGUCAGCCUCGGUGUCCGGCGCAGCGGUGACUCCGGGACGAGUCUGGGGUCGGGACGUGGCGCGCGAGGCAUGGGAGAAGCUCGUCAGCUGGGGGCUGAUCAGCCCCGUUGGCGGGGGCAGUGGCACUGCAGACGGACGGAUGUUCCGGGUGGAAAUCAGCUUCGACGAGGUGGUCGAGAUGGCCGGCACGGGAGGAUCAUUAGGACGGUGGUGGCGGGAUGGCUGA